Molecule: messenger RNA, 11791 nt
Organism: Thalassophryne amazonica
Lineage: Eukaryota; Metazoa; Chordata; Actinopteri; Batrachoidiformes; Batrachoididae
Gene: triob
Product: trio Rho guanine nucleotide exchange factor b
Biological process (GO): protein phosphorylation
Cellular component (GO): cytoplasm
Molecular function (GO): protein binding; ATP binding; protein kinase activity
Source: RefSeq, a predicted model, not a curated record
GAUCAGUACCACAGUAAGAAGAAAGAAAGAAGAAAGCUCGGAGGAUCUCUGACGCGUUUUUUCCGCACAGCCAUGAGCGCAGGAGAAGGACUGGAUGAGGCGGCGAAGGACGCGGCAGACAUAGCGGCGUUUUUCAAAUCCGAUUGCUCUCUUCCAAAAUGUGAAUCCAAACUGGACGGUCCAGGUCAGACCUCAGGGUUUCAUCGCAAUGAGGACAUGAAGGCCAUCGAUGUGCUUCCCAUCCUCAAGGAGAAGGUUGCUUUUCUCUCAGGUGGCAGAGACAGGCGCGGUGGUCCCGUCCUCACCUUUCCAGCACGGAGCAACCACGACAGAAUACGACCUGAAGACCUGCGCAGGCUGAUAGCCUACCUGGCUACUAUCCCCAGUGAGGAGGUGGCCCGACAUGGCUUCACCGUUAUCGUGGACAUGCGCGGUUCCAAAUGGGACAGCAUCAAGCCUCUGCUGAAAAUCCUUCAGGAGUCCUUCCCUUCUUGCAUCCACGUUGCCCUCAUCAUCAAACCAGACAACUUCUGGCAGAAGCAGAGGACCAACUUUGGCAGCUCCAAGUUUGAGUUUGAGACGGUGAUGGUCUCUUUAGAGGGCUUGACCAAGAUAGUGGAUCCAUCCCAGCUGACAGCUGACUUCGAGGGCAGCUUAGAGUACAACCAUGAUGACUGGAUUGAGGUGCGGCUGUCAUUUGAGACCUUUGCCAGCGAUGCGGCACGGGCUCUGGCACGCCUUGAGGAGCUCCAGGAUACCUUGUCCCAGCGCGAUCUCCCACGUGACCUGGAGGGGUCCCGGCGACUCAUGGAAGAGCACGCUGCACUGAAGAAAAGGGCCACCAAAGCAUCCGUGGAAGAGCUGGACACGCAGGGUCGAAGGCUGCUCCAAAGGCUACAGGCACAAACUGUCGGAGGCGGGAGUAGCAUCGACAGCGGCUAUGGCAACCGCACUGGAGGAGCUAGCAGUGAUUCCAAUGACCACCAUCACGGGUUCUACGUGCAUGCGGACAUACACAACCUUGUGGCUAAUGUGACGGGUUUGUUGGAUAAGCUGCACGGGACGCGGCAGAAUCUGCAGCAGCUCUGGCACAUGAGGAAGCUGAAGCUGGACCAGUGUUUCCAGCUCCGACUCUUUGAACAGGAUGCUGAGAAGAUGUUUGACUGGAUCAUGCACAACAAGGGACUUUUCCUCACCAGCUAUACUGAGAUCGGGGGGAACCAUCAGCAUGCAGUUGAAUUGCAGACCCAGCACAACCACUUUGCCAUGAACUGUAUGAAUGUGUAUGUGAAUAUCAAUCGGAUCAUGUCAGUCGGAAACCGGCUGCUGGAGUCGGGCCACUACGCCUCCCAGCAGAUCCAGCAGAUCUCAGGCCAGCUGGAGCAGGAGUGGAAGGCUUUUGCUGCAGCCCUGGAUGAACGCAGCACGUUACUGGAGAUGUCCGCCAGCUUCCACCAGAAAGCAGACCAGUACAUGAGUAAAGUGGAGCCCUGGUGUAAGGCUUGUGGUGAAGGAGAACUUCCUUCUGAACUCCAGGAUCUGGAAGAUACCAUCCACCAUCACCAGGGACUGUAUGAGCACAUUACUACUGCAUAUUCUGAGGUCAGUCAGGAUGGGAAGUCUCUGUUGGACAAACUGCAGCGACCUUUGACCCCUGGAAGUGCCGAUUCGUUGAUGGCAUCGGCCAAUUAUUCCAAGGCGGUGCACCACGUCCUGGACAUCAUCCACGAGGUGCUGCAUCACCAGAGACAGCUGGAGAACAUCUGGCAGCAUCGCAAAGUUCGCCUGCACCAGCGGCUGCAACUGUGUGUUUUUCAGCAGGAUGUGCAGCAAGUGCUGGACUGGAUUGAAAAUCACGGUGAGGCCUUCCUCAGUAAACACACUGGUGUCGGAAAGUCUUUGCACAGAGCUCGAGCUCUGCAGAAGAGACAUGAAGACUUUGAAGAAGUAGCACAGAACACCUACACCAAUGCUGACAAGUUGUUAGAGGCAGCAGAGCAGCUGGCCCAGACCGGAGAGUGCGAUCCAGAAGAAAUUUACCAGGCUGCUCACCAGCUAGAAGAUCGCAUCCAGGACUUUGUGCGACGUGUGGAGCAACGUAAAGUCCUGCUAGACAUGUCUGUGGCUUUCCACACACAUGUCAAAGAGUUAUGGACGUGGUUGGAGGAACUUCAGAAGGAGCUACUGGAUGAUGUGUAUGCAGAGUCGGUGGAGGCGGUGCAGGAUCUGAUCAAACGUUUUGGUCAGCAGCAACAGACUACUCUGCAAGCAACGGUUAAUGUCAUCAAGGAGGGAGAGGACCUCAUACAGCAGCUCAGAGAUUCAGCCAUCUCGAGUAACAAGACGCCUCACAACAGCUCCAUGGCACACAUCGAGAGCGUGCUGCAGCAGCUGGAUGAAGCCCAAGGUCAAAUGGAGGAACUCUUCCAAGAACGAAAGAUCAAACUGGAGCUUUUCCUCCAGCUUCGCAUCUUUGAGCGGGACGCCAUUGAUAUUAUCUCAGAUCUGGAGUCAUGGAACGAGGAACUGUCGCAGCAGAUGAAUGACUUUGACACUGAGGACCUGACGCUGGCCGAGCAGAGGCUGCAGCAUCAUGCGGACAAGGCUCUUACGAUGAAUAACCUGACAUUCGAUGUUAUCCAUCAGGGACAGGAGCUGCUGCAGUAUGUCACAGAGGUGCAGGCCACCGGUGUAGAGCUGUUAUGUGACCGAGAUGUGGACAUGGCCACCCGGGUCCAGGACCUGCUGGAGUUUCUCCACGAGAAGCAGCAGGAGUUGGACCUGGUAGCAGAAAAGCACAGGAGACACUUGGAACAGUGCGUCCAACUUAGACAUCUGCAGGCUGAAGUCAAACAGGUUCUGGGUUGGAUCCGUAAUGGUGAGUCCAUGUUAAAUGCGGGUCUGAUCACAGCCAGCUCACUACAGGAAGCUGAACAGCUGCAGAAGGAACAUGAACAAUUCCAACAUGCUAUUGAGAAAACCCAUCAGAGUGCGCUGCAGGUGCAGCAGAAGGCGGAGGCCUUGCUCCAGGCCAACCACUACAACAUGGACAUGAUCAGAGAGUGUGCAGAAAAGGUGGCAGAUCACUGGCAGCAGCUGAUGCUCAAGAUGGAAAGACCGUCUCAGCUGGUGAAUGCUUCUGUGGCCUUCUACAAGCCUCGAGCAGGUAUUUUUGUGACUGUGCAUGACUCCGUGUGCAGCGUGUUGGAGAGCCUGGAGCAGGAGUAUAAGCGAGAGGAGGACUGGUGUGGUGGAGCUGAUAAACUGGGUCCGAACAGUGAGACGGACCACGUCACGCCGAUGAUCAGCAAGCAUCUGGAGCAGAAAGAGGCCUUCCUCAAGGCUUGUACCUUAGCGAGGCGAAACGCUGAUGUCUUUCUGAAGUACCUGCACAGAAACAGCGUCAACAUGCCGGGAAUGUUGUCUCACGUCAAAGCUCCGGAAACUCAGGUCAAGAACAUCUUGAACGAGUUGCUGCAGAGAGAGAAUAGAGUGCUCCACUUCUGGACCAUGAGAAAGCGGCGGCUCGACCAGUGCCAGCAAUAUGUCGUGUUUGAACGCAGCGCCAAACAGGCUCUGGAGUGGAUCCACGACACCGGCGAGUUUUACCUGUCCACACACACUUCCACCGGCUCCAGCAUCCAUCACACACAGGAGCUUCUCAAAGAGCAUGAAGACUUCCAGAUCACAGCGAAGCAAACCAAAGAGCGGGUAAAACUGUUGAUCCAGCUGGCUGAUGGGUUUUGUGACAAAGGCCACGCCCAUGCCCUGGAGAUAAAGAAAUGGGUGUCCUCGGUGGACAAGCGCUACAGGGACUUUUCUCUCCGUAUGGACAAAUACCGAACCUGCCUGGAAACGGCGCUCGGCAUUUCUUCUGACUCCAACAAGGCUAGUAAAGACCUGCAGCUGGACAUCAUCCCGGCGAGCGCUCCGGGGUCAGAGGUCAAGCUGAGGGAUGCUGCUCACGAGCUCAAUGAGGAGAAGAGGAAGUCGGCCCGACGGAAAGAAUUUAUCAUGGCCGAGCUGAUUCAAACGGAGAAAGCUUACGUCAGAGACCUUCGAGAGUGUAUGGAUACAUACUUGUGGGAGAUGACCAGUGGUGUGGAGGAAAUUCCCCCUGGUAUCGUCAACAAGGAGCACAUUAUUUUUGGCAACAUGCAGGACCUCUACGAGUUUCAUCACAAUAUCUUCCUGAAGGAGCUGGAGAAGUACGAGCAACUUCCAGAAGAUGUGGGCCAUUGUUUUGUAAAUACUGUGUCUCAUGCUCAGGCUGAUAAGUUCCAGAUGUAUGUGAACUACUGCAAGAACAAGCCAGACUCGACUCAGCUCAUCCUGGAGCAUGCUGGAUCUUACUUUGAUGAAAUCCAGCAAAGACAUCGUCUCCCCAACUCCAUCUCCUCUUACUUGAUCAAACCGGUCCAAAGAAUCACAAAGUACCAGCUGCUUCUCAAGGAGUUGCUGACGUGUUGUGAGGAGGGUAAAGGAGAGAUCAAAGAUGGUCUGGAGGUGAUGCUCAGUGUGCCCAAAAAAGCUAAUGAUGCUAUGCACCUGUCUAUGCUGGAUGGGUUUGAUGGUAACAUUGACUCACAGGGAGAGCUAAUUCUCCAGGAGUCCUUCCAGGUGUGGGAUCCCAAAACCCUGAUUCGGAAAGGUCGAGACCGACACCUCUUCCUCUUUGAGAUGUCGUUGGUGUUUAGCAAGGAAGUCAAAGAUUCCAACGGGCGCAGCAAGUACCUUUACAAGAGCAAGCUGUUUACAUCAGAGCUUGGAGUGACGGAACAUGUGGAGGGAGAUCCUUGUAAGUUUGCUCUGUGGGUAGGCCGGACCCCGACCUCAGACAACAAGAUUGUCCUCAAGGCUUCAAGCAUCGAGAACAAGCAGGACUGGAUUAAACACAUUCGGGAGGUGAUCCAGGAGCGAACUGUCCACCUGCGCGGAGCCCUGAAGGAACCUAUCCAUAUCCCAAAAGCAACAACGACUAAACUUAAGGGCAGAAGGGACGGAGAAGAACUCGACAGCCAAGGAGACGCUAGCAGCCAACCAGACACAAUCUCUAUCGCCUCCCGCACCUCCCAAAACACACUGGACAGUGACAAGUUAUCCGGUGGCUGCGAACUCACCGUCGUGAUCCAUGAUUUUGUGGCCGGUAAUGGCGGCAACAGUGGGGAGCUGACGGUGCGCCGAGGUCAAACGGUGGAGGUUCUGGAGCGACUCCAUGACAAACCAGAUUGGUGUCUGGUCCGAACCACAGACCGCUCUCCAGCUCAGGAGGGAAUCGUACCUUGCUCCAUGCUCUGCAUCGCCCAUUCCAGGUCCUCCAUGGAGAUGGAGGGGCUCUUCAACCAUAAAGACACCUUAUCUGUAUCUAGUAAUGACGCACUCCAGCCAGGCUCCAGCCAUACUCUGGGUCCUCACAGCUCGCCGGGUCCCAAACGUCCCGGCAACACGCUAAGGAAGUGGCUGACCAGCCCUGUACGCCGUCUCAGCUCCGGCAAGGCCGAUGGUCACGUUAAGAAACUUGCCCACAAGCACAAGAAGAACCGGGAAGGCACAAGAAAGAACGUAGACACGGGACCCGGUUCUCAGAAGGACUCUGACGACAGCGCUGCCACACCUCAGGAUGAGACCCUCGAGGAACGUAUGCGUAAUGAGGGUCUGAGCAGCGGGACUCUGUCCAAGUCUUCUUCAUCGGGCAUGCAGAGCUGCGGGGAGGAAGAAGGAGAGGAGGGAGCCGACGCCGUCCCUCUACCUCCCCCUAUGGCCAUCCAGCAGCACAGCCUGCUGCAGCCCGACUCUCAAGACGACAAGUCUGCAUCUCGUCUGUCUGCUCGUCCCAGUAGUUCAGAGACGCCAAGCGCUGCCGAACUGGUCAGCGCCAUCGAGGAGCUGGUGAAAAGCAAAAUGUCUCUGGAAGAUCGUCCCAGUUCUCUAUCAGUGGAACAGGGCGACAGCAGCUCCCCUUCCUUCAAUCCAUCCGACAACUCCCUCCUUUCCUCUUCCUCACCCAUCGAUGAUGUGGACGAGCGUAAAUCUGGAUUCGUCAAGAGGAGACAUUAUGUGUUGCUGGAGCUGGUGGAGACUGAGAGGGACUAUGUCAGAGACUUAGGUUUAGUAGUGGAGGGUUACAUGAGCAGGAUGAAAGAAGAAGGUGUUCCAGACGACAUGAGGGGAAAAGACAAGAUCGUCUUUGGAAACAUCCACCAGAUCUAUGACUGGCACAAAGAUUUUUUCCUGGGAGAGCUUGAGAAGUGCUUUGAGGAUCCGGAUCGCCUGGCUCCACUGUUUGUCAAACAGGAGCGGAGGCUGCACAUGUACAUAGUGUACUGCCAGAACAAACCCAAAUCUGAGCACAUUGUGUCAGAGUACAUCGACACCUAUUUUGAAGAUCUUAAGCAGAGAUUGGGCCACAGACUGCAGAUCACUGAUCUCCUGAUCAAACCUGUCCAACGCAUUAUGAAGUACCAGCUACUACUGAAGGAUCUUCUCAAAAUUUCUAAGAAGGCCGGGGUGGACACUGCAGAGCUGGAGAAAGCCGUGGAGGUGAUGUGUGUCGUCCCCAAACGAUGUAACGACAUGAUGAAUGUUGGUCGCCUUCAAGGCUUUGAUGGUAAGAUUGUAGCCCAAGGCAGAUUGCUCCUCCAAGACACUUUUAUGGUGUCAGACCAGGAUGGGGGACUUCUGUCCAGAAUGAAAGAGAGAAGAGUCUUCCUCUUUGAGCAGAUUGUCAUCUUCAGUGAACCCCUGGAUAAAAAGAAGGGCUUCACUACUCCUGGCUACCUCUUCAAGAACAGCAUUAAGGUGAGCUGGUUGGGUCUGGAGGAAAAUCCAGAUGACCCCUGCAAGUUCAUACUGACCUCCAGGUCAUCUAGCGGCAGCUUGGAGAGGUAUACCCUCCAUUCAACGAGCCCUGGAAUCAGUCAGAUCUGGGUCCACCAGGUCAGCCAGAUACUUGAGAACCAGCGUAAUUUCCUCAAUGCUCUAACAUCUCCCAUAGAGUACCAGAGGAACCACGUGGGUGGCUGUGGGCCAGGCGCUCCACCCGGCAGCAGUAGCAGUAAUGCUGGAGGACUGGCAGGAGGCUGCACCUCCAACAGUUCUUCCAGCAUGGGGGGUGGAGGCGGCGGUGGCUCUGGAGGAUCAGGAGGCAACUCCGCCUCUCUUUGUGGCCCACGGUCCCGACCCUCCCGUAUCCCCCAGCCCUCUUCACCUCCCCAACCUGUCCACCACCACCAUCCCCCGGGCCCUGAUGGGCCUGACAGAUCAGCAGGUAUGUGGUCACCCUGCCAUCCUCAGACUCCUCAAUUCCUUUCCCCUAACAUGUUUUCAGACACCACUACAAAUGGGGAGGUACUAGCAUCAGAGGUCUCUAAACUGAGGAUGCUGGAUGGUCCUCAUGGAACUAACAGUAACAACAGCAACAGGCCAUUGGGCAUCUUGGAGGGCAGUGGAAGACUGGGUCUGGGAGGCUAUGAAGAAAACCAGAAAUAUCAGACAUCCGGUAUACCACAGAUGGCGGUGGCUCCUUUAAAUGUCUCCGUCAAAAGCCCUCUAGUUGGGAUGGUUUCUCCCUUGAUGUCACCUCAGUCCUCUGGAGGAGGAGGAGGUCAAGGGAAGGAUGCUCACAUCCCCACCAGUCCACCACAUAAAGGCAACUCUUUCUGGGCUACGGUUCCCGUUGUCCCUCCCUCUCAAGGAAGCCGGCCCAGUUCCUUCUCUUACUCCAGCGAUGGUGGAGGUUUGGAUUCUCUGGGCAGAGGAAGCCAUGGGACGCCCUCACAUCAUCGUCACUCCACCCACAGUAAGGACAUAGACCGCAUGAGCACCUGUUCCUCCACCAGUGAGCAGUCCAUACAGUCCACCCAAAGCAACGGGAGUGAAAGCAGUAGCAGCAGCAGUGUGUCCACCAUGCUGGUGACGCAGGACUAUGUGGCAGUGAAGGAGGAUGAGAUCAGUGUGUUGCAGGGUGAGGUUGUUCAGACGUUAGCCAGCAACCAGCAGAACAUGUUUCUAGUGUACCGGGCAGCCAACGAGCACUGUCCUGCUGCUGAGGGCUGGAUCCCAGGCUACGUAUUGGGACAUACCUCAUCCUCCAUCACCCCUGAAUUCCCCGAAGGAACCAUCAAAAAAUCAUUAUCAUGGCACACAGCACUCCGUAUCCGCCGAAAAUCUGAGAAAAGAGACAAGGAGGGCAGGAAGGUAGAGAACGGGUACCGCAGAUCUCAGGAUGGCCUGGCCAACAAAGUCUCUGUCAAGCUUCUGAAUCCCAACUACAUCUAUGAUGCUCCACCAGAGUUUCUCAUCCCCCUCAACAGUGCAUCAUGUGAGAGUGGCGACGGCGUAACUCUGCGGUGCAAAGUAUGCGGUCGACCCCGGGCAACCGUCAUGUGGCGGGGACCGGAAAACGACACGCUCAGCAACAAUGGGCACUACAGCAUUACGUACAGCGAGACAGGUGAGGCAGCCCUGAGGAUCCUGAGUGUCUCUGUUGAGGACAGCGGUCUGUACACCUGUGUUGCCACAAAUGUAGCAGGCUCUGUCUUCUCUUCUGCCACCCUCACAGUCUCAGGAUCCACUGAUGAUGGCAGCGAAGUCCUCUGGAAAAACAGCUUUGAGUCCCACUACACAGAAAUCAGUGAGCUAGGAAGGGGUCGGUUCUCAGUGGCGAAGCGGUGUGACCAAAGAGGGAGUAAACGGACAGUAGCGGCAAAACAUGUGAACAAGAAGCUGCUGCGUCGAGAACAGGUGCUGCAGGAGAUCAGACUCCUGCAGACUCUGGACCAUGAUCACCUGGUCAAACUGCUGGACACGUAUGAGACGGCCAACAGCUACAUACUCAUACUGGAGAUGGCAGACCAGGGACGGUUGCUGGACUACAUCGUGAGCUGGGGAAACCUGACGGAGGAGAAGGUAGCUCUGUAUCUCAGAGACAUUCUUGAAGGUCUCCACUAUCUGCACAGCUGGAGGAUAGCACACCUCGAUCUCAAGCCUGAGAACAUAGUGGUGGAACACGCGUAUUCUCAGCCGGUCGUCAAGCUGACAGACUUUGGUGACGCUGUUCAGCUGAAUCCUCCUGCUUCCUACAUCCAUGCUCUUCUGGGGAGCCCAGAAUUCUCUGCUCCAGAGCUGGUUCUGGGUCAGCCUGUCUCACUAAUGUCUGACCUCUGGAGCUUAGGGGUGGUGACGUACGUUGUCCUGAGUGGUGCCUCACCUUUCCUGGAUGAGAGUUUGGAGGAGACGUGUCUGAACAUCUGCCAUCUUGACUUCAGCUUCCCAGAGGACUACUUCCAGGGAGUGAGUUCAGCUGCCAGAGACUUUGUCUGCCUGCUGCUCCAAGGAGAUCCUGAGCAACGGCCGCCUGCAGAGUCUUGCCUGCAGGAGUCCUGGCUCCAACAUCGAGGUGUGACAAGCCGAGACUCUGGUGCGCCACAGAAUCUCCCCACUGCACAUCUGGACACGUCCAGACUCAUUUCCUUCAUUGAGAGACGCAAACACCAGAACGAUGUCCGGCCCAUAGGCUCCAUUAAGACCUUCCUUCACAGCCGCCUGAUCAACCACAUUUAACAGCUGUACCUAAAAUCUGUAAGUUGCAAACUGUUCAGGAAAAAAAGGACCACCAGUGUCUCAUUUUACACAUGAUCCCCUUUUACCUCACUAAGCCACAAAGUCCUACUGCUGCUGACUGUCUGACCUCUGCUGAUAUCCCCUUUGGCUCCUCUCCCUCCACCCGCCAGCCUUGGCAUAUUGUCGUUAUGCCUGCACAACAAACCAAGUGUUGGAAUCUGUGUGAGAUUUCAAACAUUGACUUGGCAGGGAGAAAACCAAGCUUUCUGAACAAGCCAGCGAGACUAAGACUUGUGUUUUUGACAGUGUUAUUGACAGAGAAUAGAAAUACUGUAUAAUAAGAGUUCAUUCAGGCUGCUUUCGGUCGAACACAAGAAAAAUGCUUUUUGUAACGAGAGAUUACUUUUUGUAACUGAAACUAUGUACAGCGAGGAAACAGAGAACUGUCUUUAUUCCUACGAAAAAUAAAGCUUAGUUAGUAAGAUGAAGUAAAACAAGAGUAAUAAGACGAACAAAUAUGCACCUGCCAGCAGGGGGCGCUUAUUAUUCUAGAACAAGAUGAAGACCAAAAUCAUGUUUUCCAGAAACACGUUGUAGUACCAUUCAGUGCAAUAGUUGCUUAUAUUUACCUUGAAAGGUGAAAUCAUUUCAUUUCGUUACAUUUUGACAAAUGAACUCGACGAAAUUUUUAAGCUAUUUGGCAAAGCUUCUCAGAUUUCUACCUGCAUCCGCCUUACAUGUAAAUAACCUUUCAUUCUCUCUCUCUCUCUCUUUUUUUUUGUUUGUUUUUUUGAAGAGGUUGAGUCACAAUAACAUAAUCUGUCUCAUUUGCUGAGUAUUAGUGAGCCCAGGCCCAGUUGGCGAGGUGAGUCGGGGAGCCGAAAACUCCCCGGGGACUCUCGGCAGCCAGAUUUCAACUAUGAACAAACCGCUACUAGAAGUGCACUCGUAUUUUGCAUUAAGUCCCAUGUGCAAUGUUGCAGCUUUAACAUUUAUGCAACUAUUUAUGAAGACUUGUGUUGUAGCCGUAAUCUUAAAGAGGCAUGUACGUACCUGGUACUGCUUUAGAUGUCUGUAUUGUGUUAACGCUUAUGUAUUAAUUUCAGUAUUAAUGUCUGCAAGCCCUUAAAACCAGAGGAACCUUGCAGAAAUUAACAUGUAAAAUGUGUAUCUAUAAUCUCUAGGCACUUAUACGUUCAUUUGGUCAUCGUUCUCUUUUUAGUUUUGUAACAAAACCAAAGUUGGCUCUUUCUUGAUUGAUCAUGUUAAGAUGUACUGUAUGAGGGUUUACAUCAGUCCAGUCCAGCUUUAUUUAUUCCAUGUGCAAUGAGAGAUUGUUUGAUGGCUCUUUACUGAAGUUUCAUUAUCACGUGUCUUUUUCUCCCCCACCCCGAAAGUUAUUUUCUCUGAGUUUGGCUUUUGUACAUGUCAAUAGAUUGUUCAGCAUCUCAUUUUGACUUCACAAGACAGAUGUGGGUAAGAUUCGUAGAAAUGUCGCACUGUGUCAUCAGUCGCAGUGGAUUUGGAAUGAUUGGAUUGACAUUUACAUUUUUAGGAGACUGCUCAAACUUAGAAUUUGCCCUUUUUCAUAAUUGUGAUCAUAAAGAAGUAUCUUUUGGUAAAAUCAUCACUUGCAUUUGAAUAGUUGAUAUUUUUAAGUUAAAACAUAGAAAACUGCUUUGUUUUUUCGAAGUGCCAGUUCUUUGAGUGGACCAAGAGAUGGGUGAAACUAAAAACUUGCAUUGUUUCUUAUGUUAUUUACAUAUAUUUAACAAUUAUUGUAUAGAAAAACUGAGUUAAUGUCAAUAAUAUGUCGAGUUCAAUGGCUCUUGUUGGUUUGUACAGUCUCAUUUCAUAUCAGUUUUUAAUUUAUUUUUAUGCAUCUGGAUUUCUCAAAAUCUUAAUCAUUUUACUGAAUUCUCAUGAGCUUAAUCAUAGAAACGUAUGCUCUAAGUAAUAAAAUGCCUUUGGGAAACCUAAACUCUUCAUAUGAUGUAAAGAUGUACAGAGAGGGCGGGGCCAUCAGCCCGUGCCCAGGAUGUAAACCUCGUGUCAUAUUUUAAAUACACAUAGACUGCAGCAAUGUCAUUCUGAAUGUCUUAUUAUGACUUAUUUUUACUUUUGCAUGUAUAUUUCUUUGUACAGAAGAUUGUGUUAACAUGUUACUUAGUGUUGUAAAUAUUUAUUUUGUCUUCUGUUAUUUUGCCAUUAAACGUACAAGGAACAGCUC